AUGGCGAAUAAUAGUCGGGGACAAUGUGAAGAGGAAAGAUGUCCAGGAAUUUUGUCUCGCAAUGUUCUGAGGAAAUGCCAAAGAGGAGUCCAACUUCAAGAGCUUCAAGUGUUAGAUUUUGAGAACCUGGCGGCUGCAACAAACAACUUCGAUCCUGCCAAUAAGCUUGGCAAGGGUGGUUUUGGUGUAGUUUACAAGGGAAAGUUCCAAGAUGGGCAGGAAGUAGCAGUGAAAAGACUUUCAAGAGCAUCUAGACAAGGGAUAGAAGAAUUCACGAACGAGGCGACUGUGAUUUCUCAACUUCAACACCGGAAUCUCGUGAGGCUUCUCGGAAGCUGCAUUGAUGGGGAAGAGAAGAUGUUAGUAUAUGAGUACAUGCCAAACAAGAGCUUGGAUAUUUUUCUCUUUGAUUCACACAAUGCAAAACUUCUUGAUUGGAGAAAGCGUUUCAACAUUAUAGAAGGGAUCAGUCGAGGUCUUUUAUAUCUUCACAGGGAUUCAAGAUUACGAAUUGUACAUAAAGACUUAAAAGUAAAUAAUAUUUUAUUAGAUGAAGAACUAAACCCUAAAAUUUCAGAUUUUGGGUUAGCAAAGAUUUUUUUUGACAAUGAAAGCCAAGCCACUACUAAAAGGAUAUUCGGUACAUACGGUUAUAUGGCACCCGAAUAUGUAAUGAGAGGACAAUUUUUAGAAAAAUAUGAUGUUUUUAGCUUUGGGAUAUUGACAUUAGAGAUUAUCAGUGGAAGAAGAAACUCAAGUUUUCAUGAGGAUGAGCAUUCAUUGAGCCUUUUGGGAUACGCAUGGAAACUGUGGAAUAAGGACAACAUCUUGGCCUUCAUAGAUCCAGCUGUAUCAGAUUCAAGUUUUGACGGGGAAAUCCUGAAAUGCAUACAUGUUGGACUACUAUGUAUGCAAAACUUUGCGACAGAUAGGCCAACCAUGUCAACCGUGACUUCGAUGCUUAGUACUGAGACAGAAAAUCUUCCGGCACCAAAGCAACCUCCAUUCAUUGAUGAGAAAGCUGCCAUUGGUCACUUUCAGUUACAAAGCCAAAAUACCUGGGAGCGUUGA
This is a messenger RNA of Gossypium arboreum, 1071 nucleotides long. RefSeq names its product G-type lectin S-receptor-like serine/threonine-protein kinase SD1-13. Lineage: Eukaryota; Viridiplantae; Streptophyta; Magnoliopsida; Malvales; Malvaceae. Gene Ontology annotation, biological process: protein phosphorylation. The transcript has 6 exons. Gene Ontology annotation, molecular function: protein kinase activity; ATP binding. The record is from RefSeq and is a predicted model, not a curated record. The coding region runs from base 1 to 1071 and encodes 356 amino acids.